This is a messenger RNA of Aspergillus steynii IBT 23096, 591 nucleotides long. RefSeq lists its product as uncharacterized. Lineage: Eukaryota; Fungi; Ascomycota; Eurotiomycetes; Eurotiales; Aspergillaceae. The transcript has 2 exons. The record is from RefSeq and is a predicted model, not a curated record. Bases 1 to 591 code for a protein of 196 amino acids.
AUGACACAGGCUUGUACGCCGAAGCCGCUCCUGGACUUUGUCCGCGGUCGGCGCGAGCUUCUAGAUCACCCUCUACUAUGGACUUUGAAGCAUCUGGAAUCGCUGGGAUGCCACUUCGGUCAUCUUCAGACGUCCGCUUACUCAGAGUCCACGCCGAAGGAUUCCAAGGGUACUGGCGAUGCUGAAGCGCUAGCUCGUCGUUUGUUUCCAGACGUGAAGCUUCGUUCUCUCUGCAGGCUUUUGGCAGGCGAGGGGCGGAAAUUCGCACGCCCUCGCCACGGGUCCCACUUCUACUUCCAAGGCCGGCCGAUCCACCGCCCAUCCUAUAUGACGUUCUAUCGUCGUGAAACCUCACUUGAUAAUAGCUCGCCGCCGCUGGUAGGCUACGUACAUUAUACCGACAUCAAUGGAGACCGCAUAGACCAUUACGAGGGUCUUGCGCGAGCAAGCAGAGUGCCUGGCCGGUGUCAAAGACUCCUCGCUCGUACAACCCCAAAGGACUGGACUGAAGACCCUUACUUCCUUUUUAUUCUGCUGGCUCUUGCGAAGCUGCGAUCACCACUGAUCUUCUUGAUGCGCUGGGAAAUCUAA